Dentiscutata erythropus is the source of this 1419-nucleotide messenger RNA. The record is from the annotation of a GenBank genome assembly. NCBI's taxonomy places the organism in Eukaryota, Fungi, Glomeromycota, Glomeromycetes, Diversisporales, Gigasporaceae.
AUGUUGACUAGAAGACGUGAAGAAAAUUCAGAUCAAGUCGCUGGGCUUAGUUCACCCAAACGGAUUCAUAUUAUUGACCAUCUAAAUCAUGUCAACGACCAAAUUGUGGAAGAAGAAGAACAAUUAUUAGACGAGGAAGAUCAAAAUCUUCCAUGUUUGGAUGAUGAUGAAUGCGAGCAUUUAAAACAAGAAGCUAAAGAGAAAGGAACUCAGAAGUUCAUUCAAGAAUACUUUCUUGAAAAACAUAUUCCACUUCAGAAGUUAUUUUACGCUUUUGAUUAUAAAUUGCCAAGGAGAAUUAACGACCUUCCAGAUAUGCAAUUACUUCCAGUUCUACAUAAAAUUGUUGCAAAAUUCUUACGGCAACGUCAAAAACUGUCAAAUAUUAAUACAUUAGAACAAGUUGUCGAAUUGCUACGAGAUUCAAAAAAUAUCAUGGUUUUGACAGGCGCAGGGGUUUCCGUGUCAUGUGGAAUACCAGACUUUCGUUCCGAGAACGGCAUCUAUUCUCGGCUAUCAGAAUUUGAUUUGGAUGACCCACAAGAUAUGUUUGAUAUCAAUUACUUUAGAGAUUGUCCUGAUGUUUUUUAUUCGUUCGCCAAGGAAAUAUAUCCCAGUAAUUUCACACCAUCUCCUUCACACUAUUUCAUUAAAUUAUUGGAAGAAAAAGGAAAACUUUUAAGAAAUUACACCCAAAAUAUUGAUACCCUGGAACAAGCUGCUGGAAUUAAGAACGUUCUACAAUGCCAUGGUUCUUUUGCAACUGCUAGUUGUAUAGUGUGUGAAUAUAAAGUCGAUGGUAGUGAAAUCAAAGAUGAUAUCCUUAAUCAACGAGUACCUCGUUGUCCCAAAUGUAAGAAGUUACGUAACGAAGAUGACGCAGAAGAAUGUUUGUCAAUCAUGAAACCUGAUAUUGUCUUCUUUGGUGAGAAAUUACCUCCUGAAUUUGACCAAUGCUUUCCCAAAGAUCGCGAAAAAGUUGAUCUGUUAAUUGUGAUGGGGAGUAGUCUAAAGGUGGCUCCAGUUAGCGAAAUAAUGGGGCAAAUUCCUCAUCGUGUUCCUCAGAUUGUAAUCAACAAAACUCCCAUAACACACAUGCAAUUUGACGUCCAGCUCCUUGGUGAUUGUGACGUUAUCAUACCUGAACUCUGUAGACUUUUAGGGUGGGAGUUGGUUCACAAAAAACUUAAACCGUCUUCAAAACCUGUACCUUAUCGAUUUGUGGAGCCUAACAUUUAUUUGUUUGAAGGGGCUGUGGUGAAAGGCGAAUUUGGUGAUAUUGGUGUGAAGUCAAAUGUUGAAGGUUUAAAUGAUCAAAAAAUAUUGAAUAUUGAUGAUAGUAGAGAAAUCGAUCACACUGACCUUAGACAGACUUUAGAAUUACCUUCAUCUUCUACUCUGUCCCAUAUAGAAUCAUAA